AAAUCGCAGUCGGCACUCGAACUACCGUACAGGCACGCUAAAUCAUGAAUCAUGAGUGGUGAAUGUGUGAAGGCGCACGCACCUCCAUGAAAUGAUGCAGCAAUCGCAGUGUGAGUCGCCGCAACCCGGCCUACCGCUUAGUCUGAACAUAUCGCCUCUCACGACGAUUCAUCGUCCACCUUCCUCCCCAUCACAAUCACAGCGUAAUUUGCACAGCAAGCUCGACCUCGCAUACGUCUUGCCAUUCUUUCGAUUGCGAUCCAUUUUGAUCUGGAUCCCUCGCUUGCGCAUCACAGAAGAACGCUCAAAUUUGCAACGCGCACGUCCCGCGCUUUCCGCUUCGCCUCUCGAAUUUGGCUUUCACCCGCUGGCCUAGGGCGCGAGCAAAGAUCAUAAAUCGCUCCAUUUCCCCUGAGAAUAGCAACAUCACCCGCUCUUAAAAGCGACG
Molecule: messenger RNA, 448 nt
Organism: Ceraceosorus bombacis
Lineage: Eukaryota; Fungi; Basidiomycota; Exobasidiomycetes; Ceraceosorales; Ceraceosoraceae
Source: the annotation of a GenBank genome assembly